AUGGACGGCGAACGGGCACCUCUGCUGCCAAGCAACGCCCAGGAAGAGGCCGCCGCCCUCCGCGAGCCGCCCAUCUGGAAGCGAAAGCGAACCAUCAUCUGGUCGCUUCUUGCCAUGGUCGCUGCAAUCGUGGCCGCUGUCGCCAUCUUUUUUCUCGUCCGCCCCGGCAGCACGAAGGGCGAUGAGCUGCGGUACCCCGGCGAAUCCAUCACCUGGAGCCCAUGCGGCAAGGUCGAUGGCAAGCCGGUCGAGUGCAGCUCCAUCAAUGUACCCAUUGACCAGUUUGACGCCAAGGUAUCUGGCAACAAAACGUUCUAUCUCCCGCUGAUCCGACGCCGCGGCGGCGCCAAUGCCACGACCAAUAUCCUCCUCAACCCUGGCGGCCCUGGCGGCAGCGGCAUCGGCUUUAUGAAGCGCAAGGGUGGCCCUGUCCACGCCAUUGUCGGCGAGGACAAAUUCCAUCUGCUAUCGUUUGAUCCGCGUGGCAUCGCGGGAUCGCGACCCCGGGCGGAGUGCUUCGAGAGCCUCGACCACCGGCUGGAGCUCACGCCGGAGUGGACGGGCGACGUAUCCCGGGACAGCAAGCUGUGGGGCGAAUCGGGCAACCUGAUGCAGGCAUGCGCGGACAACAUGGGCGAGUAUGGGCCACACAUCAGCACACCUCAGACGGCGGCGGACAUGAAUUCAAUUCUGGAUGCCGUCGGGCAGGAUAACCUCUAUUACUGGGGUUUUAGCUACGGCACUGUGCUGGGACAGACGUACGCAACGUUGUUCCCGAAUCGGUCGGAGCGUGUCAUUGUUGAUGGCGUGGUAGACGACUUCAUUUGGUACGACGAGCGAAUCUUGGAGUCGGAUUUCGUGGAUACUAGCAAUGUUUUCUCGGGUUUCUUCGACGAGUGCGCCAAGGCGGGCAAGGAGUGUCCGCUGCACUUUGUCGCCGACAAGAAGAGUGAUUUGGAGCGCAACGUAACGAGAUUCAUCGAGAGCCUCAAAGAAGAACCAGCAUCCGUCUACGUCAACAGCACCUAUUUUGGAACCAUCAAAUACACUACCGUCAUGGACGGCGUCUUCUCCCACCUGUACCGGCCCAAGGAGUGGUACUCGCUGGCCGACAACCUCGCGCAGCUGAUGCAAGGCAACGGCACCGGGGCGCUCAUUGCCUGGGGCGGUCUCGGGCUUAAUCUGAGCGAUGCCGACACUCGCAACGACGAUUCUGGUCGCUUUGUCGAGUCCAACGACGCGCCUGCGGGCAAGUCGCGCUGGCCGGCCAAGAAGAGCGAUGCACUCGACAUUAUCGUGCCCUAUAUCAAGAAAUACCUGCCCUACAGCGCUGGCAAUCUCGGGCACUACAUGAACCGCGCCCAGUGGCGCAUCGCAAAGACGCACGACUUCCAGGCGGCGCGGCAUAACGUCGAGACGCUGCACCCGCUGCUGGUGCUUUCGACGACGUACGACCCCAUCUGCCCGCUUGUCAAUGCCAAAGUCGCGCGAGCGGCGUUUGUGGGCGCGAAGCUGGUCGAGGUGGAAGGCUACGGGCACUGCUCGCUCGCGAUACCGUCGCCAUGCUCGGCACGCAUCGUGGGCAAGUUCUUCGCCACGGGCGAGCUGCCGGACAAGGACCACACCAAGUGCCCGACCGAGGGGCCGUAUUUCAUCAACCCGGCGGACGAGGACAAGGACAAGGGCGACGGUGAGGGCAAUAUUGGCUUGCUUGGCUUGCGCAAAGACGAGGACAAGAGGCUGUUGGAGGCACUGAGAAAUUUGACGGAUGCGAUUAGACCGCUUCGACAGUCAUAUGUUUAG
Molecule: messenger RNA, 1803 nt
Organism: Cordyceps militaris CM01
Lineage: Eukaryota; Fungi; Ascomycota; Sordariomycetes; Hypocreales; Cordycipitaceae
Product: S33 family peptidase
Exons: 1
Coding region: 1-1803 (600 amino acids)
Source: RefSeq, a predicted model, not a curated record